Messenger RNA from Didymodactylos carnosus, 2223 nucleotides. Lineage: Eukaryota; Metazoa; Rotifera; Eurotatoria; Philodinida; Philodinidae. The record is from the annotation of a GenBank genome assembly.
AUGCGUUUGACUCCUUAUUUACGAAAUUUGUCAACAAAAAUUGACUAUUUUUCCAAAUUUACUCCAUCAUCACUAACAAUCAAAACUUUAAUUGAUUUUGGUAUGAACUCGAUUACUCUUGCAUUCGUUCUUACAUAUCGUUCUUUUAUAGGAAUCAAUGGUGAUAUUAAUCAAUCAUAUCAAUUUUUAAGAGUUGAACUUCCUGUUCGAUGGUCCCAUAUGCUCAAAGAAAUGGAUCAUUUACCACCCAAAUUACUUGAAAUGCCAAGUUUCAAACUGGUUAAAUCAUGGUUUCAUCAAAGUUUCCAAGAUAUAUUAAAUUUUGAGAAUGUUGAUCCGAACUUUAACACUCUUCGAAAAUUUACAGAAGCACUAUUGACUAUUCGACAACGACACGUUGAUGUUGUGCCAACGAUGGCUCAAGGUUACAUUGAACUGGAAAAAACACGUCAAGUAAAUUUAUACGAAAAGAAUCAAAUUCAAUAUUUUUAUGAUAGAUUUUUCAUGAAUAGAAUUGGAAUUCGAAUGUUGAUUUAUCAACAUACUUUACUGUUUGGAGAUGAAGUUCCAGAACAUCCCCAACAAGCCGGAAUCAUAGAUCCUAAUUGUGAUGUGGUAAAAAUAGCUAAAAAUGCUUAUGAUAAUGCAAAAUUUUUGUGUGAUCAAGUUUAUAUGCAAUCACCAGAACUUGAAAUUAUUUGUCAUAAUGCCAAAGAUCAUGAUGAUGUACCAAUCAAAAUUGUCUACAUUCCAUCACAUUUAUAUCACAUACUUUUUGAAUUAUUGAAAAAUUCUAUGCGAGCCGUUGUUGAACAUCAUGAUAAGAAUGGAGUAAAAUGUGCUCCAUUACAACUUCUAAUCGUGAAAGGAGCAGAAGACAUAACAAUACAAUUACGUGACCAAGGAGGGGGAAUAAGUCGAAGUAAUAUAGCUCAUUUGUUCCAUUAUAUGUACACUACAGCUCCAAAAACAAUCAUUUCAAAGUCAUCAAAUGCUCAAUCAACUCCCAUGGCUGGUCUUGGCUAUGGUCUUCCAAUCUCACGUCUAUAUGCUAGGUAUUUUCACGGUAAUUUAGUUAUUUCCUCUAUCGAAGGCUAUGGCACGUACGCUUAUGUUUAUCUUAAACUAACAGCUGAACAAGAGUUACUGUGUUUAAUUGUAAAUGCAAAUAGUGUCUGCAAUGCCUUAAAAUCAAUAUUUGUUAAAAUGCGUUUAACACGAUUUUUAUUUCAACAACAACCAUUAUUGGCUGCUUUAGUAGACCAUUAUGCUCAAUAUGCACCUUCAUCUCUUACGUUAAAACGUAUUAUUGAAUUUGCGCGUGAAGGCGAUGCUAAACAAUCAUAUUUAUUUCUACGAAAUGAAUUGCCAGUUCGUCUGGCAUCAAUGAUGAAAGAAAUGAUGCAUCUUCCACCACGUCUGUUAGAAAUGCCUAGUGUACGAGUUGUGAAAGGAUGGUACGAUUCAAGUCUGACAGAUGUGCAUAAUUUCAAAGAUUUAGCUUCCUCAGAUGAUGUUGUUCAAAAAUUUACUGAAACAUUACAAAAUAUUCGAAAACGUCAUACAACUGUUGUAGAAACAUUAGCUCAGGGAUAUAUGGAAUUUUUUGAUGCUGGUCCCGUUCAAGAAUAUGAAGAAUCACAAAUACAAUAUUUUCUUAAUCGAUUUUAUUUAUCACGAAUUAGUAUAAGAUUACUUAUCUAUCAGCACACCAUGUGUUUUGGUGAUGAAGUACCACUGCAUCCAACACAUGUAGGCUUUAUUGAUCCAAAUUGUCACGUUUAUUCAAUCGUUAUGGAUGCAUUUGAAAAUGCAAAAUUUUUAUGUGAUGGCUAUUAUUUAAAAGCGCCGGAAAUCAGUUUAAAAUUGGUUAAUGCGUCGCAACCAAAUGAACCAAUACAAAUCCCAUAUGUUCCCUCGCAUUUGUAUCAUAUAAUGUUCGAAUUGUUUAAAAAUUCAAUGCGAGCGACUGUUGAAUUAUCGGAAAAAUUAAAAUCAGAUGAUCCAUUACCACCUGUUCAAGUUCAUGUUGUGAAAGCUAAAGAAGAUUUGACAAUACGUAUAAGUGAUCGAGGGGGUGGUAUUCCACGAUCAAAAGCUGACAAAAUAUUUCGUUACAUGUAUUCCACAGCACCUCGACCAGUAUCACUCACAGAUUCACAACACUCUGGUCCUGUACCUCUUGCUGGUUUUGGCUAUGGUUUACCAAUAUCGCGUUUAUAG